AUGAUUCGUUGUUACCACACAUCUGCAGCUGGCUUCUCUCUUAAUCUCCUCCAUUUUCUUCAAAACUCCAUUGAUUCUCAAUCUCUCAAGCUCGCCCAGCAGUGCCAUGCCCAAAUCCACCGAUCGGGCCUCACUCAAGACUCCGUUCUUGCAACAAAGCUCAUCUCGGCGUACUCGACCUGUCGAAACGCGUUCGAUUCGCGGCUAGUUUUUUAUUCGAUUGAAGCUAAAAGCGUAUACAUUUACAACGCGUUGAUAAAUGGGUACGCGAAGAACAGGUUCUUCGCGCAAAGUAUUGAUCUUUUUGAGCAAAUGUGCGCGGGUACUGUUUUGCCAGAUGAAUUCACGUUUUCGGGUAUCGUGAAAGUGUUGGGUGAAUCCGGGGAUUUUGUCUCUGGGAGAAUGGUUCACUGUAUGUGUGAGAAAAAGGGGUUUGUUUUGGAUACUGUGGUUGGGAAUUCUUUCAUGUCUAUGUAUGUGAAGGGUGGGAGUCUUCAUGAUGCAUUGAAGGUGUUUGAUGAAUUGCCUUGCAGAAAUUUGAGUUCUUGGAAUUGUAUAAUUUCUGGGUAUGCAAAUUUGAGGGAUCAAACUUUUGAGAAUAGUUUGUGGGAGUUUGUGAGAGAGAUGCAAACUGAAGGUUGGAAAUUUGAUGCAAUUACAGUUUCUACACUGCUCUCAUUUUGUGCAGAAGAUAAGAAAACAUGGCAUUAUGGAAGGGAGCUGCACUGUUAUGUCUUGAAGAAUGGGUUGAAGUUAGAAGUGAGUUUCGACGACGAUGCUCAUUUAGGGUGUUGUUUGAUUGAUAUAUACGCCAAAAGCGGCAGAGUUGAUUCAGCAAGAAAGGUUUUUGAAGAGUUAAUCCAUAGGAAUGUGUAUGCUUGGACAGCAAUCAUAAAUGGUUAUGCGCAGAAUGGUGAUUUCAUGGAAGCUUUUGCGCUUUUCUUUGAAAUGCAAAUGGAGGGAAUCAAGCCGAAUAAGGUUUCACUUAUUAGUAUUCUACCUGCCUGUGGUUCACUGGUGAGUUUGAAGGGCGGGAAACAGGUUCAUGGAUUCGCCAUCAGGCACGAGCUGAACCAAGAAGUCUCGUUCUGCAAUGCUCUAAUCGAUAUGUAUUUCAAGACCGGGAGCUUGAGUAGUGCAAGAAAGCUUUUUCUCGGCUGCAACACUAAGGACAGAAUAUCCUGGAGUUCAAUGAUCGUUGGAUAUGGACUGCAUGGUAGAGGUCAGGAAGCGGUUCGUUUGUUCGACGAGAUGCUUCAGCACGGGAUAAAACCCGAUAUGAUCACAGCAGUUGCAGUCCUUUCCGCCUGUGCAAGGGUGGGGCUAGUAGACGAUGGCAUUAGGGUAUAUCGUUCUGUUCUGAAUGACUAUGGCGUUAAACCAACGCUAGAAAUGUGUUCAUGUAUGGUCGACUUGUUUGGUCGAUCGGGGCAGCUGGAAAGAGCGCUCGAUUUCAUCGACACGAUGCCAGUGCCACCGGGGGCUAGUGUUUGGGGGGCUCUCAUGAAUGCCUCUGCACUCCAUGGAAAUGAUGAAAUGAGAGAAUUGGCAUACAAUUUUCUCGUCCAGAUCGAACCCGAGAACCCUGCAAACUAUGUUUCGCUCUCGAAUCUUUAUGCUUCUUCCCAGAAAUGGGAUGUUGUUUCCAGGGUGAGAACUUUGAUGAAAGAGAGAGGGCUGAAGAAGAUGCCUGGAUUAAGCUGGAUUAACAUCAGUAAUGAAACUCAUAGCUUUUACAUUUUUGACAAGGCUCACCCUUGCUCCAACAUGAUUUAUGAGAGGUUGGAUGAACUCAGUACAGCAAUGAAGGAAGCUGGUUUGGACUCUGAAUUUGAAAGUGCAAUAAAAUUGUGUGAAUGA
Messenger RNA from Ipomoea triloba (trilobed morning glory), 1860 nucleotides. RefSeq names its product pentatricopeptide repeat-containing protein At1g20230-like. Gene Ontology annotation, molecular function: protein binding; RNA binding. NCBI's taxonomy places the organism in Eukaryota, Viridiplantae, Streptophyta, Magnoliopsida, Solanales, Convolvulaceae. Gene Ontology annotation, biological process: RNA modification. The transcript has a single exon. The record is from RefSeq and is a predicted model, not a curated record. The coding region runs from base 1 to 1860 and encodes 619 amino acids.